AUGAAGCUCUCGGCGCCGCCCCCGCCCCUCGCCGCAGCCCGGGUGGCGCCCCCUCUCGGCGCCCGGCACGGAACGGAGCGGCGGCAGCAGCGGCCGCGGCAACAGCUCCGGCUCCGGCUCCGGCUCCUCCCGCUCCCGCUCCGGCCGCGAUCGGCCCCGCGCGCCCGGGCCCCGCGCCCCGACCCCGCCGCCGCGCCUUUCGGGGGCCUCGGGAGCCCCCGCCGCCCGCCUCACGCUGAAGUUCCUGGCGUGCUGCUGGCCGCGGGCAUGCUGGCGUUCCUCGGUGCCGUCAUCUGCAUCAUCGCCAGCGUGCCCCUGGCGGCCAGCCCGGCGCGGGCGCUGCCCGGCGGCGCCGACAACGCCUCGGCCGCCUCGGCUGCCGCCGCGUCCCCGGGCCCGCAGCGCAGCCUGAGCGCGCUGCACGGCGCGGGCGGCUCGGCCGGGCCCCCCGCCCUGCCCGGGGCGCCGGCGGCCAGCGCCCACCCCCUGCCGCCCGUGCCCCUCUUCAGCCGCUUCCUGUGCACGCCGCUGGCGGCAGCCUGCCCGUCGGGGACCGAGCAAGGGGACGCGGCUCCCGGCGAGCGCGAGGAGCUGCUGCUGCUGCAGAGCACCGCCGAGCAGCUGCGCCAGACGGCGCUGCAGCAGGAGGCGCGCAUCCGCGCCGACCAGGACACCAUCCGCGAGCUCACCGGCAAGCUGGGCCGCUGCGAGAGCGGCCUGCCGCGCGGCCUGCAGGACCCCGGGCCCCGCCGCGACGCCAUGGCCGACGGGCCCUGGGACUCGCCCGCGCUCAUCCUCGAGUUGGAGGACGCGGUGCGCGCCCUUCGGGACCGGAUCGACCGCAUCGAGCAGCAGGAGCUUCCAGUCCGGGUGAACCUCUCUGCGGCCCCAGCUCCUGCGCCUGUGGUGCCCACAGCCCUGCACUCCAAGAUGGAUGAGCUGGAAGGGCAGCUGCUGGCCAAGGUCCUGGCGCUGGAGAAGGAGCGGGUGGCCCUGAGUCACAGCAGCCAGCAGCAGCGGCAGGAAGUGGAGAAGGAGCUGGAUGCCCUGCAGGACCGCGUGGCCGAACUGGAGCAUGGGUCCUCGGCCUACAGCCCCCCGGACGCCUUCAAGAUCAGCAUCCCCAUCCGCAACAACUACAUGUACGCGCGUGUGCGGAAGGCGUUGCCCGAGCUCUAUGCCUUCACCGUCUGCAUGUGGCUGCGGUCCAGGUCGGGUGGCACCGGCCAGGGUACCCCCUUCUCCUACUCGGUGCCCGAGCAGGCCAACGAGAUUGUGCUGCUGGAGGCAGGCCAUGACCCCAUGGAGCUGCUGAUCAAUGACAAGGUGGCCCAGCUGCCCCUGAGCCUGAAGGACAGUGGCUGGCACCAUAUCUGCAUCGCCUGGACCACAAGGGAUGGCCUGUGGUCCGCCUACCAGGACGGGGAGCUGCGGGGCUCCGGUGAGAACCUGGCCGCCUGGCACCCCAUCAAGCCUCAUGGGAUUCUCAUCUUGGGCCAGGAACAGGACACCCUAGGUGGCCGGUUUGAUGCCACCCAGGCCUUCGUGGGUGACAUUGCCCAGUUUAACCUGUGGGACCAUGCCCUGACGCCCGCCCAGGUCCUGGGCCUUGCCAACUGCACGGGGCCGCUGCUGGGCAAUAUCCUCCCCUGGGAAGACAAGCUGGUGGAGGUCUUUGGAGGUGCGACGAAGGCCACGUUCGAUGUCUGCCAGGGGAGGGCCAAGGCCUGAGGGGCUGCCUGGUCCAGGGCCCCUCCCUUGCCUGCCGAUUCGGGAACCUUCCGGGGCGAGGGCACAUUCCCUCCUCAGCCUACCCCCACACUGGCCGCCCCUCUUGUCCCACUCCUGGCCAUGCCUCCCGCUUCUCCCACCCCUACGCAUACCUCCAGAACAGCCUGCCCUUGCUGGCUGUCCCCUAAUGCCUCUUGGAUGGGGACAAGCAACUCCAGUCAACAGGUCAAGCCUGGGGUGAGUCCAGAGCCUGGCAGGGGUGUGUGGGGGGUGGCAGGACAUUGCCCAGGGCUCUUCCUGGCCUGUUGGCAUUACAGUGGAGUCCCACCCCACCGUCCCAUCAACCACAACCGACUCCACUGAUCUCAACAGCACCCCCUAAUGAGGUGGUGUUGGGGGGGGUACCCAUUAUCUCAGUGAAAGGGAUGGUUGUCUGCGCCCCUGUCCCCCACGCACCUGGCCUGGCCCUUCCCCUUCAGGACCCUAACAGGCUGCAGAGGGAAUGGCAACCAUAGGACACUCAGAUUCUCCUCCCUUCCAUCUUUCCACCAGCUGCCAGUCAAGGGCAGAGGGAUCUUGAUGGAGCCUCUCCCCCCCAACCCUCCCUCUCCCCCACACCCUUGCUGUUCCUUGUUUGUGUGCAGAGCUUUGAUGGUGGUUCCGUGCCUGGCCCAUCCCCGCCUCAACUUCCAGGACAUUCCCUCCCCAGCUCCAGCCUGGAGGGUUAGGGGCCAAGGUCCCCGGAGGCCAAAGGGCCGUAAUCACCCCUCGUGCCCACCCACAGCUGUGCUCACUGGCACCGUCACCUCUUCCCCUCUGGGACCGGGACAGAUCCUGGGCCACUUCAGCCUGGCCUGGAAAUAGCAUGAGGCAGAGGCAUUGGGUCCCAGGGGACCCAGGCCCCGGCAGAGCCACAAUACCUACCCUCUCUGCGUGGCCUGGCAGCCUUUGGAAAAGGAAAGAAGAAGCCGAGAGCAGAGAGAAGCAGGGAAUGGUGUGCAGAGCACCGGAUGAGGAGCAGGAGCCUUCGGUUCCUAGUCAACCCAGCCACUACCCGGCUGUGCAGUCUUCUGUGAGCCCCUGCCCUCUCUGGGCUGGCCUCCCUCAUUUGUGAGCUGAGGCCCUUGCUCUGGUCAUCUCGGAGAACUGUCCAGAUUAAAAGUGCGAUCGUCUGUGAUUCCAGGUCUCUAGGGUGGAACAAACCAGAGAAGCCACACAGCAGGGGCAGGUCCUGGGACGGGAUAGCAGGUGGGGUCUGGCUAAGCCUGGAUCAGGGUCAGCAGCUAGUUCCAAAGAGUUAGGGGCAAGGGCAAGGGUCAAAGCAGACCCACCUCGUACACAGACUGUGAAAAUCCAGCUUUUCUGCAUCGCCCCAGCCUGGCACCCCUGCCUAUUUGAGAGGGUCUCAAAGGGGCUGGUGGCUUCCUGGUCCCUACCCUUGAGUCCUCAUCAGCAUUCCCAAGAGAGUGGAAGAAAUUAGGAGCUGAGAAAAGCCACCCAGCCUGACCUCUUGCUUAUACAGAUGGGGAAGAGCUCAGAGAAGACAAGUGACUUGCCCAGAAUCACACAGCCCAGUGGAGCAGGGCCAGGACUAGAAUGCAAUGCUCUUUCCCCCAGGCCGUACUGCCUGCCUGAGGGAGUCGUGGAGUCCAGGCUACGCUUAAGAGGAUGGACAUUUGAGAGGUCAGAGUGCUUUCCAACAUGCCCAUGAGACCGCCUUCCUUGAUGAAACACACAAACGUCUAGGCGUUUCUGUCCCCCCCACCCCCAGAAGGCAGGGCGAGGAGAGGUGAUCCCCAGGGCACUGCGGCAGGAACAGAGUUCAGAACGCAGCCGUCCCUCCCAUGGUCAGUCACCUGCCAGGUGUCUAGACAGCUGUUGGCGACCUGAGUCAGAUGGGCGCUGGUGCCUUUUGCCCCCCUUUUUUGUUCUCUGUCCCUGCUCCCCUGCGCACUUAGCCUGAAGCAUGAUGCAAGAGCUGCAGGUUGUAGGGCAGCUCCUCCUCAUGGAGGCUCCUCCUAGACCUGUUGCUUCCAGCCCCCAGAUCCUUGUUUCCAUUUAGAGCACAGCUCAACUGUUCAGCACCUCGGGCCCAGCUCCCCCACAGAUGGAGUGACGGCGUGCUUCAGCCAGAACCUGCCGAGAUCUAGGUUGCCCUGGUAACAGCCAAUGACAUCAGCCCCAGUGCUGGGUCAAGCAUCUCAUCAUGACAUACGCUGUUGCUGGGGUGACGGCGGAAUUCAGAACUUAGAUUUCCGGGACAGCGGGCUUUCUUGGGUUUCUUUUACUGUUGAGGGUGCAGCUUUUGUGGACGGCUUGGGGGGAAGAAAGAGUCCUAGGAAGGAGAUGAUAAAACUUGUUUGAUCCCUUGAGCCCCCCCAGAGGUACCACCCCUCGUCCUUUAUGCUUUGUCAUGGUGAUGCGAGACCUCUGACCUGCGCUGAGUCACCCUGGCAGCCCUCCAGAGGCGAGCAGAACAAAUUGAAGAUGUAGCGGUGUAGGCGCUGAGUCUAGGCCAUUGGUGAGGGGCCUGGGUCCCCAUUUCCGUUCCAGGAAGAGGAUCGCCCCAAAGCCCCCACCCCUUCAUCUACUGAUCUUCCUCCUCACCUGUGCUGAACGCCUGCUGUGUGGACUCCAGGUAUGACCUUCAGCUGCUCCCGGGCACAGCCAGGAAGACUGGGGAAGAGAAAUUGCGCUCAGUUGCGUCCUUGAGCCACUCCUGGCUGCAGUCGAGGCUGCAGCCGUGUUUGUUAAGGCCGUUGCAGGUGGCAGGCACCAUACCAAGCACCUCAUGGGCAUCCCCUCAUUAUCCUCACAGCACUUGUAAGCUAGGACUCUUCUGAGCCCCAUGAGACACGUGAAGAAACAGGGGCCCAGAGAGGUUAAGGAACCUGCCCGUGGCCAUCAGCCAGUAAGUGAAGGAGCCCAGAGUUCAAGGCAGGGGAUGUCCAGCCUGAUGUCAGCCGGAGGGGACAGGCACGACCACUCUCUGUGGAGUGGGGUCGGGUCAUCCAUUCACCUGGAUGACCCUGUUCACCACCCGAGAGGAACAGAGGUGUGGGAUGGGCUGGCCCCACGGUCGCCUUGAGUGAGGCCGUGGGAGGGGCCUCAGCCCCUUUAGGCACCUGUCCCUGUGCGGUGGGCCCGCACCCAGCCCUCCUCUCACCUGCUGGGGUUUCCAGGAGAGCUGAAAGGGGAGAGGAAGCUGGACGGCUCCCCAAGUCAAUGGUCCUCAAGCCCCUGCUUUGGGCCAAGCCUUGUGCCAGGUGCUUCACAGCUCUUCACUUGCCAGAUUUUCCCACUUUGUGGCCCAGGGGCCCCUACUCAACAGCCCAAGGGCACAGAACGCCUUGCUGCCCUUGUGCAUGACCCGGGACUGCAGAUUUGGGCAGGAAGGGCUCCGAAGCCCUCGUUUCCCAGCUGAGGAUGCCGGGGCCCAGGGAGGGUGAGCCCAGCUUUCUGACUCUGCAUCCAGUGAUCUUCCCACCACCUCAUGACCCCACCCAGUGAUCUUUCCACCACCCCGUGACCCCCCCUCCCGAACUGGGUUCUGCCUUUUCUACACUUCCCAGCACCCUUGCCCGAGCAAACUGGGGGAGGGAUCUUUCCCGCAGGAGAUGGAAUCAUCCAUCAUUCUCUUCGCCUUCUUCGUCCCAGCUUCCUGCCACUCCAAGCCACCUCCCCCCGCCCCGACCCACCGCCAUGACCCUGCCCCUGCCAGGUAGGGAAGGGGCUGACAGGAGCCCUGGCUGAGCAGCGAGUGAGCAUGUCAAGCUGUUGGACACUGUGACAUUAGUGCAUCCUACCGGUGACCCGCCUCCCCGCCCCUUCUCCCGCCUGAUUUUGUACAUAAAGUGACAUGAGAUGCAACGUGUGUGUGCGUGCGUGUGUAUGACAUAUGUCAUGGGUUUUGUUACAUUUUUGUUUUUGUAACUUUGAAUGUUCAAAAUAAACAUGAUGUUUACUCUGA
This is a messenger RNA of Sus scrofa (pig), 5701 nucleotides long. It is a transcript of the gene NPTXR, whose product is annotated as neuronal pentraxin receptor. The record is from RefSeq and is a predicted model, not a curated record. NCBI's taxonomy places the organism in Eukaryota, Metazoa, Chordata, Mammalia, Artiodactyla, Suidae.